Maudiozyma saulgeensis is the source of this 2361-nucleotide messenger RNA. The record is from the annotation of a GenBank genome assembly. Lineage: Eukaryota; Fungi; Ascomycota; Saccharomycetes; Saccharomycetales; Saccharomycetaceae.
AUGUUUUCAAAGAUUAUUUUUUGUAAAUCAAAAGUUUUUAUCCAUCCAUCUUCGGUAGUGACAGAAAAUAUUUCUGGUUUUAUAAUAAUAACAGUAGAUCCAAAUCAAUCACAUCAAGAUGCAUUAUUAUAUUGGUUUCCAGAAAAUUCAUUAAAUUCAAAACAAUUAGAUUGGUUGAAUGAUGCGGAUUUGAAAUAUGGUAAACCAUCGGUUUCAUCGACUGCUUCUAGCCUCACCUCUAAUGCGCAACCCAUGGAUGAUUCCAUCCUUAUGGACACCAAAGGAACAUACUUGUCCUUUACAAUAAAAUUAUCAUCAUUAUACUCUAUUGAGUUUAGGCCACCAAGUUCAAGUGGUUGGUGGUUUGGUUCUAUUAUUCUUCAUCCUAGAAAUGAUGGAUUGGUGACUUUACCCGUACUAUUUUUCCAUGAUGAUGUAUGCCCAUCUACAAAACAGAAACAGAAAGCUUUACAAAAGAAUUUUGAUCCAUUUAAUGCAGGUGAUUUAUAUUGGGGUGGAAUUGAUUUACAACUCGUCAUGUCUCAGAUGGUUGAUUUACAAAGAACUAAGGUCGACCCUAAUUUUUGGCUAAUUAAUGCAAGUCUUGAAGCUUUAAGAAAUUUCUCAAGUAAGGAUUUAAAAGAUGUCAGAACUAAUAAUUCUGAAGGUUACAGUGCUAGUGGUAAACCUAAGGAUAAAAAGUCCUCCAAGGGAUUUUGGGAUAAAUGGGAAUCAACCAAAUGGUCAAUUAUGUCAGGAAUCGCUACAGCUACAGCUAAGAGUGAAGAAUAUAUGACAAAAUUAGUGAAUAAUCAUCCAGCCGUCAAAUAUAUUGAACAGAAUAAUGAUAAUCCAUAUGUUAGAAACCUUUUGAAGAAUCCUAAAGUUCAAGAAAUUCAAAACGAUUUUGAUUCCGCAAGAAUAUAUUUAGCCAAAUGGUCUCUUGGUGUCAAAGAGGAAGCAAAUAAAUAUAAAUUGGACAAUCAAUUGAAUGAGUCGUAUAGAAAGAUGUUAACUAAUGAUCUUGGUUUCGAUGUGGAUACAGAUUCUAGCUUUACAGAAGAAGAAUUAAAUAGAGUUACCCAAAGAAACUUCCCAUUAACACAACAGAAAUGGGAGUCCUUCUUUGAUAGUCAAGGAAGGUUAGCUGUCACUACUGGUGAAGUAAAAGAUUUUAUUUUCCAUGGUGGGGUUGAUACCAUGGAAUUAAGACAAGAGGUAUGGUUGUUUUUAUUAGAGAUAUAUCCUUGGGACUCUUCAAAGGAUGAAAGGGAUCAAAUAGAUGAAACGUUAAAAGAAGUUUACAAUACUCAUAAAUUUCAAUGGAUGACACAGACAUUCGAAGAUGACAAAGAAGAAGAGUACUGGAAAGAUCAACUGUUCCGUAUUGAUAAGGACGUAAAAAGAAAUGAUAGACAUGUUGGUAUCUUCAAAUAUAACACAACAGAUGGUAAACCAGAGAAUACACAACCUUCCAAACCCCGCCAAGCAUUCGAUCAGUCAGAAGUGCCAGACAUAGAACAGACUGAAGAUAAUGAUAAUCAAGCAAGAAAUAAUUUUGAUGAUAAUGACAACGAGGAUGUUGAAAGCAUAGAUGGUCAUUGGGCCAUCAGAAACCCCCAUCUUAUUAUAUUGGGUGAUAUCCUAAAAACUUACAAUAUUUUCAACACAAAUCUUGGGUAUGUCCAAGGUAUGACAGAUCUAUUAUCUCCAAUCUACUAUAUUGUUAGAGACGAAGUCAAGGCUUUUUGGUGUUUUGUGCAUUUUAUGGAUAGAAUGGAACGUAAUUUCUUAAGAGAUCAAUCUGGUAUCCGUGAUCAAAUGCUUACUAUGACAGAAUUGUGUCAAUUGAUGUUACCUCAACUUAGCGAUCACUUAAAUAAAUGUGAUUCCUCUAAUUUAUUUUUUUGCUUCAGAAUGUUACUAGUAUGGUUCAAGAGAGAAUUUAACUUUGAAGAUAUAUGUGGUAUAUGGGAGAUAUUUUGGACAGAUUACUAUAGUUCACAGUUUCAACUGUUUUUCAUGCUAGCAAUCUUACAGAAAAACAGCGAACCAAUAAUCAAUAAUCUAAAUCAGUUCGAUCAAGUGAUCAAGUAUUUCAACGAUCUUCAUAAUACUAUGGACUGGAGAGAUCUGAUGAUUAGAGCUGAAUUAUUAUUUAUUCGUUUUGAGAAACUAAUGUCUUUGAUGGAACGUAAAGAAGAGCUAGCAAGAUCUGAAACAGAUCCAUCUUCUGGUGUAAAUAAUAAAGAAGCCUCUUCACCACAGUUACCCAUUCAUAGUAAGCACCUGCAACUGCUGCUUUCUAAAAAGAUAAUCGUAAGGAAGGAAGAGACUAGAACAUUGGACUCUAUUCGUUAG